This is a messenger RNA of Siniperca chuatsi (mandarin fish), 1809 nucleotides long. RefSeq names its product tubulin tyrosine ligase-like family, member 9 (gene ttll9). Gene Ontology annotation, cellular component: cilium. The record is from RefSeq and is a predicted model, not a curated record. Lineage: Eukaryota; Metazoa; Chordata; Actinopteri; Centrarchiformes; Sinipercidae. Gene Ontology annotation, molecular function: tubulin-glutamic acid ligase activity; tubulin binding. Bases 149 to 1456 code for a protein of 435 amino acids. Gene Ontology annotation, biological process: microtubule cytoskeleton organization; protein polyglutamylation. The transcript is spliced from 14 exons.
UGUGGUUACCAUGACAACAUUUAUCAAACACCGCUAGGACUAGCUAAGUGCUAACUAGCUAGAUGUUAUGACUUAUCACUUACGCAUAUUUUUAAUAUAGCUACAGUUAACUAUCCAAGUUUUCUAACAUUUCAUACCGUGCGCCUCCAUGUCAAAGUAUAAGACAUCUGGAUACAAAGGCUCAUAUGACUAUAGCAAAAGUGAAGAGCGGGAAGGAAGAAGUUGUGUGCGUUUCAAAUGUGGCCUACUCAACACCAUACAGGAUGUCUUGCGGCAAAGACCAGGUUGGGUUGAAGUCAAGGAUGAUGGCGAGUGGGACUUCAACUGGUGUGAUGUGGGCUGGCUCAGGGAGAAUUUUGAUCACUCUUACAUGGAGGAACAUGUAAGAAUAAACCACUUUCGCAACCAUUAUGAGCUGACUCGCAAAAACCUCAUGGUGAAAAACCUUAAAAGAUACCGGAAAAAUCUUGAAAAGGAUAUUGGCCGGAUGGAGGCAUCCAAAUGUGAUUUUUUCCCCUGCACCUUUGCACUGCCCAGCGAAUAUCAUCUCUUUGUAGAGGAGUUCAAAAGAAGCCCUGGCAGCACCUGGAUCAUGAAGCCGGUAGCAAAAUCUCAAGGGAAAGGUAUUUUCCUGUUCAGGAAACUGAAAGACAUCAUUGAUUGGAAGAAGGAUGGCACCCGGUCAGAGGAACAGAAGGAUGCAGCUCAAGUGGAAAGCUAUGUGGCACAACGCUAUAUAGAGAAUCCCUACCUCAUUAAUAGCAGGAAAUUUGAUAUGAGGGUCUAUGUGCUGGUCACAUCAUAUGUUCCUUUGAAGGCCUGGCUGUAUCGAGAUGGCUUUGCCCGCUUCUCAAGCACCCGCUUCUCCCUCAGCAGUAUUGAUGACAAGUAUAUGCACCUCACCAACGUGGCUGUUCAGAAAACAGCGCCAGACUAUGAUCCUGAAAAGGGAUGUAAGUGGCAGAUGCAGCAGCUUCGAAGAUACCUGACUGCAAAACACGGCAGAGAGACGGUAGAAAUCCUGUUUAAAGAGAUGGAUAACAUAUUUGUCCGCAGUCUACAGAGUGUACAAAAGGUCAUUAUAAAUGACAAACACUGCUUUGAGCUCUAUGGGUACGACAUUCUACUGGAUCAGAACCUCAAACCGUGGUUAAUUGAGGUGAACGCCUCUCCGUCACACACACCCAGCAGUCAAGAGGAUUACGAGAUGAAGUGCCGGCUGCUGGAAGACACUUUGAACGUUGUUGAUAUGGAGGGAAGGCUGACUGGCAAGGAGAAAAGGGUGGGUGGCUAUGAUCUCAUGUGGAACGAUGGCCCUGUCUAUAGAGAGGAUGUCAACCUAGAAACAUUUGGCAGUUCAUGUUUCACUGCCAACACACACUUAGGGUGUGUGAAUGACAGAGAGAAGCAGCUUCGCCGGCUUCUAAAACCAUUUCCAGGCCAGAAGAGGAUGUAACACACUCAUCAUUUUUAUGUCCCACCACUAUAGUACUUGGUAUGUGUCUGGAAGAAGACAGGUUCCAGUGAACACAGAUAACUGAAAAACAUACUAAAUGAGCUCUCUGUGAUGAUCUGAUCAGAUUCCAAGCACCUACAUUGAAAUCUGAAUAUGCAAAUGAAUGAAAACCUUUUCUUAAAACUACAGCAAACCUUGUAAUACUUUCGAUCUCAGAGUUCCAUGUCAAGUAUACUUGUAUACAGUAUUUUGCUUAUGAAUGCAGUAAUUAGCAUGAUUAAUGACCACAAGUGUAACUGGUUAAGUUUGGGAUGUUAGCUGUGUCUCAGUAAUAAAGACAGUUGUGAAGUGUG